This is a messenger RNA of Striga asiatica, 321 nucleotides long. NCBI's taxonomy places the organism in Eukaryota, Viridiplantae, Streptophyta, Magnoliopsida, Lamiales, Orobanchaceae. The record is from the annotation of a GenBank genome assembly.
AUGAUAACAGAUAUAUGUGUGUACAGUGUACAGUGUAAUUUGGACUAUCAGAUAUAUCAACAAGUUUUUCUCUCUCUGAAAAACUUCCUCGGCAGAAAGGAAAAAAGUCGAAGCAUCUUCCGCUAUCAGCUAAUAGCCAAAUAUUGCCGAUAUAAUCCCAUAGGUUCAACAGAAUGGGUUGAAGAGAACAGACAAAUGUUGGCAUCGAGGGCAGUGACUUACUUGAAUCUUGAUGUUGCAGUUGCUGGACCUCAAAUACUUCCCCCCUCUGCAACUCCUCAGCUUGAUGAUCUGCUUGCAGAAGCUGCUAAGCAGGUAUAA